Aspergillus vadensis CBS 113365 is the source of this 1191-nucleotide messenger RNA. Its product is annotated as FAD-dependent oxidoreductase. The transcript has 5 exons. Lineage: Eukaryota; Fungi; Ascomycota; Eurotiomycetes; Eurotiales; Aspergillaceae. Gene Ontology annotation, molecular function: D-amino-acid oxidase activity; FAD binding. The coding region runs from base 1 to 1110 and encodes 369 amino acids. The record is from RefSeq and is a predicted model, not a curated record.
AUGGCUAACAACCGCAUUGUAAUCCUGGGGGCUGGUGUCUCCGGUCUCACCACCGCAUAUCUGCUGUCCCAAGAUGCCUCUAACAGCAUUACUGUUCUGGCCAAGCACAUGCCUGGUGAUUAUGACAUCGAGUAUACUUCUCCCUGGGCUGGUGCCAACUAUCUUCCGUAUGUCCUCCAAGGUGUGGGCAAGGCCGGAAGCGACCAUGAGAGAUGGGAACGAAACACCUGGCCCACCCUGAGGGAGCUCACGAAGAACCACCCCGAAGCGGGCAUUCACUUCCAAGAAACUAUUGUUUAUAAUCGUACAAAGGAUCAGGGAUCAGCAACAGGAGAAUGGUUCUCCGAACUGGUGCAAAAAGACCCGUGGUAUAUGGAAGUUGUUCCUGACUUCCAAGAUAUCCCCGCCGACCAGCUAGCCCCCGGCAUUGACAACGCAUCCAAAUUCACAUCAGUGUGCAUCAACACCGCUGUCUACCUGCCUUGGCUAGUGGGCCAGUGCCGGAAAAACGGCGUCGUUUUCAAACGGGCCGUUCUCAAGCACGUAGCAGACGCAGCAAAGGGCCACCACACCGGCCAAAAGGCCGAUGUGGUUGUCAAUUGCACCGGACUCUCGUCGAAGAAGUUGGGCGGUGUACUCGAUGACAAGCUCUACCCUGCACGCGGUCAGAUUGUCGUCGUGCGUAAUGACCCUGGUAAGAUGGUGUCUAUUUCUGGCACCGACGAUGGCGAGGAUGAGGUUGUUUACAUGAUGACCCGUGCAGCGGGUGGUGGAACUGUCAUUGGAGGUUCGUAUCAAAAGAACCAGUGGGAUCCGCUGCCUGAUCCCAAUUUGGCUGUCCGGAUCAUGAAGCGGGCAAUCGCUCUAUGCCCGGAGCUGGUCGAGAAGGGACAGGGCAUCGAAGGUCUGGAUAUCAUCAGACAUGGCGUUGGAUUGCGCCCCCUCCGUGAGGGCGGGCCGCGUAUUGAAGCGGAGAAGGUCGACGGUGUGUCUGUUGUGCAUAACUAUGGCCAUGGUGGCUUUGGGUAUCAAGCUUCAUUUGGAUGUGCGGAGGAUGCUGUGAAGCUGGUCCAGGAAACGUUGCGCCGAAAGGAUAAAGCGAAGCUGUAGACUCAGACAUAGCAUUUUAUCUUGGGGCAAACUAUAAAGUUUAGCACGUUAACUUUAAGAAGCAUAGUUUUUUCGCUCUGG